Galleria mellonella (greater wax moth) is the source of this 1169-nucleotide messenger RNA. RefSeq names its product collagenase-like. Gene Ontology annotation, molecular function: serine-type endopeptidase activity. The record is from RefSeq and is a predicted model, not a curated record. The coding region runs from base 164 to 1096 and encodes 310 amino acids. Gene Ontology annotation, biological process: proteolysis. The transcript is spliced from 5 exons. NCBI's taxonomy places the organism in Eukaryota, Metazoa, Arthropoda, Insecta, Lepidoptera, Pyralidae.
AAACACAACUGCUUCACGGUUGAAACAUGAAUGGUAUAGAGGUGCCCAAGCAAAAAACUUUUAGGUAUACAAAGUCUGCCUCUGGUAAAGUGCAACAAUGUUAGCUGAAUAAACUAUUAUUGUUAUUAUUAUUAUAAAUAAUACUUAAUCAAAUUUAAUUAAAAUGGAUAAUUAUUUUUAUCUUUUAUAUAUUUUAAUUAAUAUGAAUUUAUCUAUAAAGAUAGUUCCGAUAAGUAUAUUAUUUAUAAAAAAAAAGAAAACAAAUUCUAUUCACAAACUUGUCAACAUCGAAAUGAGACUGUUGAUCUUUGCAGUAGGUGUGGUGUGCUCGGCGCUGGCUGAGGAGCAGAUAGCUCUGAACUACCACGAGGACUACGGCAUCCCUCUAGCGACAAGCAUCAAGCGGGCAGAGGAGGCUGGCGACUUCGACGGAGCCAGGGUUGUGGGGGGGUGGCGGGCUGGACUCGGGGACCAUCCCCAUUUGGGCGGUGUGCUCGUCAAUCUGUAUGGUGGGGCAGUCUCAGUAUGUGCCUGCUCUCUCUUAACCAACACACGAGCGGUCACCGCCGCCCACUGCUGGUGGGACGGCUACAACCUGGCCAUCGACUUCACCCUCGUUUACGGCUCCCUGCUGCUGUUCUCGGGCGGCAUGCGCGUGAACACGUCCGCUGUCGACGUUCACGCCGCAUACAACUCCAAUAACUUGAACAAUGAUAUCGCCGUCGUCAUCUUACCGUGGGUGAAUUAUACUGAGUACAUUCAACCAAUCAGGCUGCCUACGGCCUGGCUGGCGCUGGCUACGGCCGCACGUGGGACGUACCUGAGCCACGUCAACGUGACCGUCAUCAGUAACCAGGAAUGCGAGGUGACGUACGGCAACAGCGUGGUGGUACCGGCCACCGUUUGCAGCAGUGGCGCCGGCUUCCGAGGCACCUGCCUGGGAGACUCCGGCGGCUCCCUCUGGGCGUGGAUCGGAGGUUCACGCUUUCUGAUCGGCGUGACGUCAUUUCACGCGGCGCGCGGCUGCGAGCUAGGCCUGCCCUCCGGGUACACUCGCAUCACCAUCUUCGUACCCUGGAUACAGGAGAGGCUCUGAUAAUACCACACAAUGGAAUUAUACACCUGCAGUUGUUAUUUCUUUUCAUUUUAUUAAUUUUUUGUUAAUUAAA